Dermacentor andersoni is the source of this 729-nucleotide messenger RNA. RefSeq lists its product as uncharacterized. The record is from RefSeq and is a predicted model, not a curated record. NCBI's taxonomy places the organism in Eukaryota, Metazoa, Arthropoda, Arachnida, Ixodida, Ixodidae.
AACACCCGUCGUCAGACUUAGGUGGACUUGGCCUGGCGCACACAUGACACAUGGAAAGGCUGCGGAAGUGGAGAUCAGAGGUAGCACCAACAAAGAGGACCUUGAAAGGGACUUCGACAGCCAGGAGCAGCUGUCCACUGUCGUGAAAGGCAACCUUGACCCCCUCCCCGGCGGUUCGAAGCAGGACGUAAUGAUCGCACUUCCUCGCGAGUGGGAAAUGACAAGACCAGGCGACAGGGACUACAAGCUAGAGGCGUACCUGGCGGCGCGUGUUAUUAACGCGGAUGGACUAAAGGGGAAGCUGUCCAGGAGCAUUACAUUAUUGUUCACAAUCCCAAAUUUUACCGCCGAAUCGCUCACAACAGGAGCGUCCAUUCACUCACGGGCAGUGCCGAACACAAAGCCUGCACCAGCAAGAACCACGAGAACGCCGGCUAAGCCGUACACGAAUACAGCCCAAGCAACGACCUCAACACUCCCGACCAAAGCGGAGCCAGCUCGCAAUCCAGCGGCAACAGCCACACCAGAGGCGGAGCAUGCGAGAAAAAAUGACCAUCCAUCCGUCAUAAUUUGGAUUCUCCUGGCGCUAGUUGCCGGAGUCGUCAUGACAGCCAUCACAAUUAUACUGCUACUCAGGGCGAAGUCAAACCCCAUUGCCGAAGAUCAGGGUCCCGCCACGACCACGGCAACACUGACAACUACGUGAAGCCACGUGGUAUCCUUGGACAA